Messenger RNA from Opisthorchis viverrini, 444 nucleotides. RefSeq lists its product as hypothetical. The record is from RefSeq and is a predicted model, not a curated record. The annotation marks the transcript as partial. Lineage: Eukaryota; Metazoa; Platyhelminthes; Trematoda; Opisthorchiida; Opisthorchiidae. The transcript is spliced from 2 exons.
UCGUCCGGCAACUUCAGCUUUGAUUGGGGUAUUUGGCCUAGUCAGGCCGCCGAACUAGCGCGACACAUUUCUCGGUCUUUCGUCCGUUUUAAAACUGCGGGUGAUCACGGAAACAAUAUAGCAGAACACAACGGCGUCCAGUGUGACCACCGAUCAGCCUAUCAGGCUACGAAUGAUGUGAUUUAUACGAUAACCUUAGUGGAGGUCUCAGAAUUGAUUCUUUUACUACCACGGCAUUCGGGUGUCGACCAACAGUGGCUGUUUUUUAGAUUAGUUCUAAAUCUUAUAUAUGGACCCAAAUACACCACACCAAGGGAAAAAGAGGAGUCCAACCCGCGACCACUUGCUAACGGGAUGAGUGGCCUGCCAAAUGAACUAUCGCAAGCGCAGUCUUACGUCAAACUUGUGCCCUUCAGUUACGCAAUCAAUCGACAUACUUCAACC